Phragmites australis (common reed) is the source of this 1165-nucleotide messenger RNA. Its product is annotated as 2-Cys peroxiredoxin BAS1, chloroplastic. The record is from RefSeq and is a predicted model, not a curated record. Gene Ontology annotation, biological process: hydrogen peroxide catabolic process; response to oxidative stress; cell redox homeostasis. Gene Ontology annotation, molecular function: thioredoxin peroxidase activity. Bases 141 to 929 code for a protein of 262 amino acids. The transcript has 7 exons. NCBI's taxonomy places the organism in Eukaryota, Viridiplantae, Streptophyta, Magnoliopsida, Poales, Poaceae.
CGCGUGUGGCGCUGGCACGUCCCUAUUUAAAACCUCACUCACUCACCCAGCCAGCCAGCCCAACCCCGAAACCCCAUCGCAACCAAUCCCCAACCCCAAAUCCCCAAUCCACCCUCAUCCACUCCGGAAGCCGGGCGGCCAUGGCCUGCUCCUUCGCCGCCGCCACCGUCGUCUCCUCCGCCUCCACCCCCACCCCCACCGCGAGGCCCCUCGCCUCCGCGCCGCACUCCCUCUCCCUCCCCCGCGCCGCCGCCGCGAAGCCCAUCCGCUUCGCCGCCGCCAACUCCUCCAGAUCCGCCCGGGCCAGCGCCCUCGUCGCCCGCGCCGGCGGCGUCGAUGACUUGCCGUUGGUCGGGAACAAGGCGCCCGACUUCGAGGCCGAGGCUGUCUUCGACCAGGAAUUCAUCAACGUCAAGCUGUCUGAUUACAUUGGGAAGAAGUACGUGAUUCUGUUCUUCUAUCCCUUGGACUUCACCUUCGUCUGCCCGACCGAGAUUACCGCCUUCAGUGAUAGACAUGAGGAAUUUGAGAAGUUGAACACUGAGAUCCUCGGCGUCUCGAUUGACAGUGUGUUCUCCCACCUUGCAUGGGUGCAGACCGAUAGGAAGGCUGGUGGGCUUGGCGACCUUAAAUACCCUCUUAUUUCUGAUGUUACUAAAUCAAUUUCGAAGUCCUUUGGUGUUCUGAUCCCUGAUCAGGGAAUUGCUCUGAGAGGACUGUUCAUCAUUGACAAAGAGGGAGUAAUUCAGCACUCCACCAUUAACAACCUUGCCAUUGGUCGCAGUGUGGAUGAGACCAUGAGGACCCUUCAGGCGCUGCAAUACGUCCAGGAGAACCCGGACGAGGUCUGCCCGGCAGGAUGGAAGCCUGGGGAGAAGUCCAUGAAGCCCGACCCCAAGGGAAGCAAAGAGUACUUCGCGGCCAUCUAGGCACGAUGCCGAGAAGCUUUGCUGCUCUGAUCAUGGCGCCCUUCGGUGUGCCAGCGGUGGAUGAUGUGGACUUUUGCUCCGAGCUCGUGCUUUGACAUGUCGCUGCGUCUUGUGAACCAAGUGUAGCAGCCCUUGUGCAUCCGAUCGAAUGUUUUUCUCUACCACCUUGUUUUUUCCCCCUGACAAAUAAGGUUCAUUUUGAUCAAGUUUGAGAGCUCAAGCCUCCAGUUUAGUUU